GCAAACAAAAAUAAUUUAUUAAGAUAGCACAUAAAAGAAGCAACGAAAAGCUAUAAAUUGCAAUACAAGAUUAUAACAGGGGAUGGAGGACAGAAGAAAGACAUAGCACAAACGCAGACUCUCAAUUCUACUUCCAAAACGUUUAUUGUUGCACACUAGGAGAGAACUCUUGCUACAGUUUGUCACUGUGCUACUGAGCUGCUUCUGGUUUGAAAAAGCCCGCCCACCCCCAUCCUUCUCCAUGGCAACCACACAGGCAGAGAGUAGAGCAGGAUGGAGCAGCUGAUAUCCUUAAUAUGCUCUGAAAAUUUACAAGGCAUUUGCCAAUCACACGCUGCUCUGCCUCUGAUGAUGUGAUGUGCAAUCAGCGUCCAUUCAGUUUUUCUUGAACUACAAAUCCCACGAUCCCCCGGCAGGUUGGCCACAUGUGGGAUGGAGCGAGCCAGACCACACACAGUAGGAGGAGCAGGGAGUGCUCGUUCAUUUCGGACUCGUUUGUGACAUCAGCUCUGCCUUAAUCCUGCCCAGAGCCCUAGAGAGACAGGGGAGGCGGCUGGAGCCCAGCGAUCACUCGGGAGCGUCACAAUGAUGAAGAGAGCGGAUCUGUCGGGCAAUAAGAAGUCUGCUCUGUCCCUGCUGGAAGCCGCCCGCUCCCGAUACGAGAGCCUGCAGAUUUCUGAUGAUCUAUGUGGCGAGUCUGGAGAUGACAGCAGCAGCGGGAACCCCUUCUAUAGCACCUCGCCUGAUUCACCCACCUCAGCCUCGGGCUGCUCCACUGACGAUGACAAUGGGGGAGGUAGAAAGAAGCCGCAUCCACUGGGCCAGCGCGAGGUUGGAGAGGUGGCCAGGAAUGUGGCUGAUGGCGAUUUGGGCAUUAGAACAGCGCAUGGUACGCCGAGGGCCGAGGGAAGAGAGGAGCAGCGGGACUGUACUGAUGGCGAUACAGGAGGGGAGUCGCUGCUCAGAGAAGAGAGAGAAGGGAAUAGGCGUGAGGAAGGGGAUGCGGAGCAGCAAGUGCCCAUAGACAACCUGGAGAAGGAGGAGGGCUGGACCCACACCCUGCAGGACAGAGACGCCCCUUAUUUCAGCGACACCAGCGGGCCGACACGUAAAAUGCCACCCACAUCCAGUGUAAUGGAUUUUUUUCAACUGUUUGUCCCUGACAAUGUUAUAAAGAACAUGGUGACACAAACCAACAUGUAUGCCAAGAAAUACCAAGAAAAGUUUGGAAGUGAUGAUGCCUGGACGGAUGUGACACUGGCAGAAAUGAAAUAUUUUUUUGGCUACAUGAUAUCAACUAGCACUCACCAUUGUGAGUCGGUACUCAGCAUAUGGAGUGGGGGGUUUUACAGUAACAGAAGCAUUGCUCUUGCUAUGACACAAUCAAGGUUUGAAAAGAUUCUAAAAUAUUUCCAUAUUGUGGCCUUUCGGUCCAGUCAGACAACUCACGGCCUUUACAAAAUUCAACCUUUUCUUGACUCUCUCCAGAAUUGCUUUGACUCUUGUUUCAAGCCUUCACAAACCCAGGUACUACAUGAACCUUUAAUUGAUGAAGACCCUGUGUUCAUUGCUACCUGCACGGAACGAGAGCUGCGCAAAAGGAAAAAGAGAAAGUUCAGUGUCUGGGUCAGACAGUGCUCAUCUACCGGAUUCAUUUGCCAGGUUUACAUUCAUUUAAAGGAAGGAAGUGCCACAGAUGGCCUUGACACAUUGAAAAACAAACCACAGCUUCAUCGCAUGGUGGCCAAAAACUUGUGUCAAAAUGCAGCUGGGAAAAACUACAUCAUUUUCACUGGGCCUAGCAUCACAAGCUUCAGUCUGUUUGAAGAGUUUGAAAAGCAAGGUAUUUAUUGCUGUGGAUUAUUAAGCUCUCGUAAAAGUGACUGCACUGGACUUCCUCCAUCGAUGCUUAGUAACACAGGAGUACCACAAUCUCGGGGGCAGUAUACUAUCAGAGUGAAGGAAAACAUGUCCCUUAUUUGUUGGUACAACAGAGGAUAUUUUCGCUUUCUUACCAAUGCUUACUCUUCAGUUCAGCAAGGAGUCAUCAUUAAAAGAAAGAGUGGAGAGAUUCCUUGUCCUUUGGCAGUUGAAGCAUUUGCCGCUCACCUCAGUUACAUCUGUAAAUAUGAUGAUAAAUACAGCAAAUAUUUUAUUUCACACAAGCCAAACAAAACUUGGCAGCAGGUGUUCUGGUUUACUAUCAGCAUUGCUAUAAACAAUGCCUACAUCCUCUAUAAAAUGUCUGAUGCCUACCACGUGAAAAGAUACAGUCGGGCUCAGUUUGGGGACAGACUUGUGCGGGAGCUGCUGGGACUGGAGGAUACAUCGCCAUGCCAUUGAUAUCAGUCUACUCUACAGUCUCUUGUUCUCAAUAUGACGCUGCAAGCUCAUGAUUGCCAUUCAGGGAUGUUGGCAUCAACUAUGCCAGCCUACUACUUAUAUACAUAUAUAUACAUAUAUAUAUACAUAUAUAUAUAUAUAUAUAUAUAUAUAUAUAUAUAUAUAUAUAUAUAUAUAUAUAUAUAUAUAUAUAUAUAUAUAUAUAUAGUGAUGUAAACCACUGAAUCAUUAGGACAUGUAACAGAUUAUUUUAAACACAUGAUGAGGUUUUAAUAGUCAUCACUUCACUGAAAUUUUUGUUAGAAUUUGCAAAACCCAUGCAUUUUUAAAGGUUUACAAACUAAAAUCUAGAAACUGUGGAGUGAAAGUUUGAUGCUUGUAUGAGGGCAGUUUGCACCAAUAAAAUUAUAUAUUUUCAGGCAAUUCCUUUUCUGUAACUAAUGUGCAAUAUAUUCUAUCAUGUUUUUCUUUUUUAUGUCACUGAUUUUUUUUGUCAAUGUUAUUUAAGUCUAUUGUGUUUUGAUGAAUGAUAAAUACUGUUUAAAUGCUGCCGAAUUGCAAAUAAGAAUAAUUAGUGAAA
This is a messenger RNA of Xenopus laevis (African clawed frog), 2923 nucleotides long. It is a transcript of the gene pgbd5.L, whose product is annotated as piggyBac transposable element derived 5 L homeolog. The record is from RefSeq and is a predicted model, not a curated record. Gene Ontology annotation, cellular component: nucleus. The transcript has 7 exons. NCBI's taxonomy places the organism in Eukaryota, Metazoa, Chordata, Amphibia, Anura, Pipidae. Bases 586 to 2343 code for a protein of 585 amino acids. Gene Ontology annotation, biological process: non-replicative DNA transposition. Gene Ontology annotation, molecular function: transposase activity.